Molecule: messenger RNA, 2718 nt
Organism: Oreochromis aureus
Lineage: Eukaryota; Metazoa; Chordata; Actinopteri; Cichliformes; Cichlidae
Gene: fkbp9
Product: FKBP prolyl isomerase 9
Exons: 10
Coding region: 132-1832 (566 amino acids)
Molecular function (GO): calcium ion binding; peptidyl-prolyl cis-trans isomerase activity
Source: RefSeq, a predicted model, not a curated record
CCAGGGGCAGGACUUGUGUCCAAAUCGGAGUAGAGGAAAUCAAAGCACCGGGGGACAGGGAGUCAGCGGGCACACAGGCAGGCCGUACCCACAGUUACCUCCAUCGUCUCAAAGCUUUCUCCUCGGUCACAAUGAUCAAGUGCGCGCAGGGGGUGUUGUAUCUCUCGGUUCUGGUGACGUUCGCCGCCUGCAACGCUCCUCCGGUACCGUUAGACGACAUCCUCAUUGAGAAAACCUCCGUGCCAGAGCAGUGUGUGCGCGCGGUCAAAGUAGGAGAUUUUGUCAGGUAUCACUACAUCGGCACGUUUCCAGACGGCAACAAGUUCGACUCCAGUUAUGACCGUGGCAGCACAUACAAUGUCUUUGUUGGCAAGAAGCAGCUGAUUGAAGGGAUGGACAAAGCUCUCGUGGGAAUGUGUGUCAACGAGAGAAGCCUGGUGAAGAUCCCACCUCAACUCGCUUAUGGAAAACAAGGCUACGGUGACAUCAUCCCUCCUGACUCCAUCCUCCACUUUGACGUCCUGCUCCUCGAUGUGUGGAACCCCGAGGAUGGCGUCCAGAUAAACACUUACCACACGCCCUCCGUCUGCUCCAGAAAGGUGGAAGUGUCUGAUUACGUCCGCUACCACUAUAACGGCACCCUGCUGGACGGGACCCUCUUUGAUUCCAGCCACACCCGCAUGCGGACCUAUGACACUUACGUCGGGAUCGGCUGGCUGAUCGCCGGUAUGGAUCAGGGUCUUCUGGGAAUGUGUGUUGGAGAGAGGCGCAUCAUCACUAUGCCCCCAUCGCUUGGAUAUGGAGAGAAUGGAGAUGGCAGUGACAUCCCAGGACAGGCCUCCCUGGUGUUUGAUGUUGUCCUGUUGGACCUCCACAAUCCCAGAGACGGGAUCACAGUGACUAACCAAGUGGUGCCCGAGUCCUGCACGAGGAAGACCGUUUCUGGAGACUUUGUGCGUUACCACUACAACGGCAGCCUUCUGGAUGGGACAUUUUUCGAUUCUAGCUACUCUCGUAAUCGUACCUAUGACACAUACGUGGGUCGAGGCUACGUGAUCGCCGGCAUGGAUGAGGGUCUGAUCGGAGUCUGCAUUGGGGAGAGACGCACCAUCACCAUCCCCCCGCAUCUCGGCUACGGAGAGGAGGGCACGGGCACAAAGAUCCCAGGCUCAGCUGUGCUGGUGUUCGACGUCCACAUCAUCGACUUCCACAACCCCACGGACAACACUGAGAUCACCGUCACUUUCAAGCCAGACGAGUGUGACAGGCAAACUAAGAAGGGAGACUUUGUUAAAUACCACUACAAUGCCUCUCUGAUGGACGGCACAUCCAUCGACUCCACGUACAAUUAUGGAAAGACAUACAACAUAGUCCUGGGAGCAAACCAGGUGGUCCCGGGGAUGGAGGAUGGACUCAUGGACAUGUGUGUAGGAGAGAGAAGACACCUUGUUAUUCCUCCUCAUCUGGGCUAUGGGGAGAGGGGAGUCACUGGUGAGGUUCCAGGCAGUGCCGUCCUGGUGUUUGACAUCGAGCUGGUUGAAAUGGAGGAAGGACUUCCUGAAGGCUACAUGUUCAUCUGGAACGACGAGGUGUCUCCAGACCUCUUCUCUGAGAUGGACAAAAACAGCGACAAAGAGGUGGAGCCCUCUGAGUUCACUGACUACAUCAUGCGGCAGGUGACCGAGGGUAAAGGUCGCCUGGCUCCUGGCUUUGAUCCUUACCGCAUCAUUGACAACAUGUUCUCCAACCAGGACCGCAACGGUGACGGAAAGAUCACAGAGGCAGAGUUCAAACUUAAAGCGGAUGAGGCUGCUGCCCACGACGAGCUAUGACGUGCUUUAUAGCACGAGGGUAUAAGGCAAAGGGUCAGAUAGUUGGGGAAAUGGGGACUGAUAGUAAAUUUGUGGGUGGUAGAGUAGCUGCAGAUGGGUUUGUAUGUGUAAAGUGUGGAGGGGGAAAUGGGCUGACAGAGAUUUUGUGGACUUAGAUGAUAGAGUUAAAGGACAUCUCGUCCAUGAAGUGCCAAUUGAGUCUGAGAAGAAAUAACGAGUAUGUAGGAUUUAGAAAAAAAUCAUCUAAUUUGAGGACUACGAUGGAAAUGAAUGAUUUUUUUAACCUCCUUUCUCAUCAAAGGGUAUAAAAGCACUCCUGUGUGAGAGAACAAACAAGUGCCUAGCUCUACUUUGUCUAGAUUAAAAACUCUUUACAGACUUUUAUUUUCUUAUUUUCUACUCACUGUUUGUCCAAACUGUCUUGACAGGAGCACCGACUUAUUCGUAAUUAACUGUGAUACACUGUGAUUAAAGAAAGGUUCUUACUAAGAGCUGCCGCUGUUUUUAAAAGUGAAAAAUAAUAGGGUUUUAUUUCCUUUAUUUACAUUCAACACCUACCACUGUUUCACUUUUAAAUGUCAGCCCACCUUCUGUGUUUUCCGCUGUUAAAAUCAUUCAGUCACCCUCCAGCUGUCAGGUCUGAAAUCUCCAUUCCUUCACUCGUUUUUGGUCUACUGUUUGUUUACUUCGCCUGUUUCGGUCUUCUCUGGAUGUCUGGUGCAGUUUAGGAAUUUGCGUGCAAGUGUGUGCAUGUGUGUGCAAGAGCGAGACAGAGCUAUGCAAAUAGAGUUUUGUUUUCUAUUACUUUUACAUUCAGGAGAACACUAAGGCUUGAUGUCGCCUGUAUCAGCUGAAAAUUUCAUUCGAUUAAAUGACCUGGCCUAAA